AUGCGGCGACCACCGUCACCGCCCAACAUUCCGGCGAAGCCCGCCGACGAACGAGCAAACUCGGCUCUCUCGUUCUCGCCUCUCACACUCUCAACACAAGUCUCGGACUCUCGACCUUUCACAUAUCUCGCACUCUCAAAACCUCACUCUUCUUCUCCUCGUUCUUCACUCUCCACUCCAGGUGACGAGCAAGUCCUCCAAGCUUCGGGCUCUAGGCUCCAAUCCUCUUCUAAUCUUCCUUCGUCAAGCUUCGUGUCUUUCAAGUCCGGUUAUCAAGCUGUGUUUUGGUUUCAGCUAGGUUUUAUCUCUUCUUUGAAUUCAAAAUCUAUGUUUGAGGCAUGUGAUGGAUAUUUGACUAUUGAGCUUCCAAGUUUCAAAGCAAAACCUAAACUCUGCAGAUUUGGGGAGGAUCUUAUAGAAUUCUACCCAAUUUUGCUACUAUCUAAGUGUCUACCGUCUUCACUCUUCGAUAUGGACGAGUUGGACACACCUUUUGUUAAGGCGAGGCGGUAG
Molecule: messenger RNA, 513 nt
Organism: Dovyalis caffra
Lineage: Eukaryota; Viridiplantae; Streptophyta; Magnoliopsida; Malpighiales; Salicaceae
Source: the annotation of a GenBank genome assembly